This is a messenger RNA of Daucus carota subsp. sativus, 2041 nucleotides long. RefSeq names its product glycosyltransferase BC10. Gene Ontology annotation, cellular component: membrane. Bases 464 to 1666 code for a protein of 400 amino acids. The record is from RefSeq and is a predicted model, not a curated record. Lineage: Eukaryota; Viridiplantae; Streptophyta; Magnoliopsida; Apiales; Apiaceae. Gene Ontology annotation, molecular function: glycosyltransferase activity. The transcript has 12 exons.
AAGCACUAGUUGUGUCUUUUGUGUCUUGUCCUGUAGUAUUAUUAUACUUAGUAUUGUAAGUAUUGUAAGUAUCUAUUCUCUAUAGUUUAGUGUGUAAUAGAGUGAGAAACACAAUCGAUAUCGCCGGCUGAUUUAGUAUUUGUUAUUGUAAUUUGUAAUUAGAUCCAUCGAUUAGCUUCGCCUGCUCUCAGCUCCAUUCACUUUGAUUUUUCCUACUCAUCCAGGUAGAAGUUAUCAAUAUUUUUCUGAAAGCGUGCAUGUUUUGGGCUUGUAUAUUUUGUGCACAUUUCAGCUCCCAGCUAGUGGUUUUUGGAUUGUCUAUUGGAAUGAACCUCUUCUACCUUCUUAAAUUAUAAUGCUAUAAGGUACAGAAUGAUCAGAGUGAUUUUGUUAAGAAUUUAGUGAAGACUUGAUAAUAGAUGAGGACGAGCCGUUUGUGAAGAGUAGGUGCAAAGAGGUUCUAAUGACAUCUGGAUCACGAUAUCGCUCACAUGUAAAAAGGCGAAAAUGGAUGAUUGUUCUUGUUUGUAUGGUGGGCAUUUUUCUGAUUAUAGUCUAUACGUAUUUGUCAAAAAGUUCGGUCGCCUGCAAUUUAUUUUCUUCAAGCAGUUGUUCUGUUGAAGUACUUCCAUCUACUCCAGUAAGGGAAUUGACCGAUGAAGAGACAGCAGCUCAAGUUGUAAUUAGUGAAAUAUUGCACACACCUCCACUUCAGCCAAAAAUCCCGAAAGUUGCUUUCAUGUUUUUAACGCCAGGACCAUUACCUUUCGAAAGGUUGUGGGAUAUGUUCUUUCAUGUUAUUCUUUUCAUCUAUCUGUUGGGAGCAAAUUUAGUAUCAGACAAAGAAAAAAGUUCAACAAGAAGUUGCGGACAUGAGGACAAAUUCACAGUUUAUGUACACGCCUCUAGGGAACAGCCAGUACAUGUUAGUCGUUACUUUGCAAGUCGGAAUAUUCACAGUGAAAAGGUUGUCUGGGGAAGAAUAUCCAUGAUAGAUGCAGAGAGGAGGCUUUUGGCAAAUGCACUUAAAGAUCCGGAUAAUCAACAAUUUGUCUUGCUAUCUGAUAGUUGUGUGCCACUUCAUAACUUUGACUACGUGUACAACUUCCUGAUAUUCGCCAAUGUCAGUUUUCUAGACGUUUGGGAAGAUCCAGGUCCCCAUGGUGCUGGUAGGUACUCUGAGCAUAUGCUUCCAGAAGUUGAAAAGAAAUACUUUCGGAAAGGGUCACAGUGGUUCACUUUGAAGAGGCAACAUGCAGUUUUAGUUACCGCCGACCAUCUCUACUAUACAAAAUUCAAGCACUACUGUAGGCCAGGUAUGGAGGGAAACCGUAACUGCUAUUCAGAUGAACAUUAUUUGCCAACCUUGUUUAAGAUGUUUGAUCCUAAUGGGAUUACGGGCUGGUCGGUAACAUUUGUUGAUUGGUCUGAAAUGAAGUGGCACCCAAGAUCAUUUAGGGCUCAAGAUGUUACAUUUGAGCUUCUAAAGACCAUGACCUCAAUUGAAACCAGUGUACAUAUUACAAGUGAUGGGAAGAGAAAGGUAUUGACAAGACCUUGCAUAUGGAACGGAAUGAAGCGGCCUUGCUUCCUGUUUGGGAGGAAGUUUUACCCUGAAACUCUUGAUAAUUUGAUGCACCUAUUCUCUAAUUAUUCAACAAUAUAAAUACUUCUGUAAAUAAUUUUUUGGUGAGGACAACGGUAACUGAAUCUGUUACAAUUCCCUGGAUUUGGUACAUUAGUUAUAUGUAAAGUCUUGAAAGUGUGUAGAAGUUGAUGAGAUUCUGAUCACAUAGAAGCGACCAAUUAGACUUUCUGUUGGUCAACUGUGCUCCUACAUGGAGGGUGAACUGAGCAACUAAAACUCCCCGGAAGGAGGAUGAUCAGCUGAGCAAUCGCAGCUGCUUGAGAAGUUCCUUUUUGUUUUAUUUUAAUGCCGCCUCUUGCUGUAAACAUCCAUCAGUCCUUCCGAAAAAUGCUAAUCUCAGUUAUGUGAUUUUCCAUUAGUGGAAUUUAAUGUUGUGUUAUGUUUUUGAAUAGA